Molecule: messenger RNA, 675 nt
Organism: Penicillium verhagenii
Lineage: Eukaryota; Fungi; Ascomycota; Eurotiomycetes; Eurotiales; Aspergillaceae
Product: v-SNARE protein VTI1
Exons: 3
Coding region: 1-675 (224 amino acids)
Biological process (GO): Golgi to vacuole transport; vesicle fusion with Golgi apparatus; macroautophagy
Cellular component (GO): endoplasmic reticulum membrane; late endosome membrane; ER to Golgi transport vesicle membrane
Molecular function (GO): SNARE binding; SNAP receptor activity
Source: RefSeq, a predicted model, not a curated record
AUGUCGAGCUCCCUAGACACGGACGCAGGCUCAGAUAUGUUCGCCAGCUACGAGAAUGAGCUCAAGCUGGUACAGGCCGACCUGAACCAGAAGCUGGACCAGAUCUCGGAAGUAAGCGGCGAGCAACGCAAAUCUGCAAUUCGCUCAGCAGAGCAAGUGCUCGAUGAAGCCACAGAAUUGUUGGAUCAAAUGCGCAUGGAAAAGCAAAACAUUCCCUCCGAAGCCCGCUCGAAGAUCAACAUCCGCUUCCGCAACUACUCAACUGACGUCGAUGAGGUCAAGCGCAAGCUCAAGUCCCUUUCGGACGACCGCAAGGCCCUUUUCGGUGACCGGUACACUGAUGAGCCUCAAGACGAACAUUUGGAGCAGCGGCAGCAACUCCUCUCCGGUACCGAGCGACUGGAGCGCAGCUCUGCCCGUCUGCAGCAGAGUCAGCGCACGGCACUGGAAACAGAGGAUGUCGGACGUGACGUGCUGGCCAAUCUUUAUGAGCAGAGACAGACGAUCCAGCACACCAGGGAUAACCUGCACCAAAGUGAGGGAUACGUCGAUACUAGUAUUAAGACUUUGAGGGGCAUGGCCCGUAGGAUGGCUACAAAUCGGAUAAUCACCAUUGCUAUCAUUACGCUGCUUGUUCUUUUGAUUAUUGCGGUUAUUUACGGGAAGUUUCAUUAA